Caenorhabditis bovis is the source of this 1242-nucleotide messenger RNA. Lineage: Eukaryota; Metazoa; Nematoda; Chromadorea; Rhabditida; Rhabditidae. The record is from the annotation of a GenBank genome assembly.
AUGUCAAAAGAGGCGAGAAUGAAGCAGAAGCGGUCGGAUCUGCAAGGAAUCCGAGGGAUCGCCAUCAUCUCGGUGUUGGGAUUCCAUUUCUAUCCCUCAAUAUUCCCCAAUGGAUACCUCGGAGUCGAUCAAUUCUUUGUAUUAUCCGGCUUCCUGAUGUGUAUGCUUCUGAAGAGAUCCGAAUCCGAUCCAAUCUUCACAUUGAUCCUCAAUUUCUACACAAAACGAUUCCGACGCAUUCUUCCCCUCUAUUAUCUCAUUAUACUUCUUGCCCUUAUAUCUCUCUAUUCAAUAUUUCCCCAAACCGCCGUGGAGAGCAAUUUGAAUUCGGCCUCAAAUGCAAUUCUUUUCAUUUCAAAUCGUCCAAAAUCCGCCGAAGAAGACUAUUUUCAACUGCUCGAUGCUGGAAGUGAUCUAUUCACCCACACAUGGUCAUUAUCAGUGGAAAUUCAAUUCUACUUCAUUGUUCCAAUAAUAUUCAUUUUGGGAACAUAUUUAUCGAGCCAUUUAAUAUAUUACGCAAUUAUCGGUUCGAUUAGUUUCGUCUAUUACACGAUAUCCGAUGAUUCGGUCUCGUUCAAUAGUGUGUUCGCAAGAAUCUGGCAAUUCCUCAUCGGAAUGUGCGUCUAUUUGUACACAGAAUGGAGCAACGAGAAAAAAAGAAUGACAGAGGAAAGAGAUGAGCUGAUUUCAUGCGAAAAUGACGAACAACUGCUUAGUCGUCCGGAAUGCCAAUCAAUUAUCAUAUAUCAGUGUAUUGUUAUACUCAUCACAGUCUACAUAUUAACAUAUCCAGUCGCGAUCACACCAGAAUUUUCAAAGCCAAUUGUCACAAUUUUCACUGGUAUGUUAAUGUGCGUAUCCGAAGGGAAUGCAGUGCUUUCGAAUCGAUUCUUGACCUAUAUUGGAGAUUUUUCAUAUUCGUUGUAUCUCAUUCAUUGGCCAAUUUUCACUUUUUGGAAACUUCAACUCGAAAAUUAUCAUUUUGCAUUAAUCGGAUGCCUUUUAUUAUCGAUUCUGCUUGCCAUCGGAACGUUCGAGAUUUUUGAAAAAUGGUAUCUGAAUCUGAGUUUGACAACAAUCUUCGCAUUGGUCGUUUUACUAUUAAUUUCAAAUGUUUUCCUUAUCAAUUUCGAUGAAGCAGUUCAAGUAUUCAACCAUGCCAAACAAAAUAAGACGCAAUUCGAGGAGAUUCCGGAUAAAGUCACAUUUGGCACGAAAAAAAUAUCGAUGGAAAUUUGA